Molecule: messenger RNA, 948 nt
Organism: Theileria parva strain Muguga
Lineage: Eukaryota; Apicomplexa; Aconoidasida; Piroplasmida; Theileriidae
Product: 3' exoribonuclease domain 1 protein
Exons: 4
Coding region: 147-914 (255 amino acids)
Biological process (GO): poly(A)-dependent snoRNA 3'-end processing; rRNA catabolic process; U4 snRNA 3'-end processing
Cellular component (GO): cytoplasmic exosome (RNase complex); nucleolus; nuclear exosome (RNase complex)
Source: RefSeq, a predicted model, not a curated record
CCCAAUAAUUUUAUCAUUUUAUCAUUUACAUUAAUGUGUGGCCGUAACAUAUACUAUCAGCGUCCACAAUUAAUCAGACAAUUAACUGUGAUUUAUAUAAUUAAUUUGUAAAAUUAAUAUUGCAGUGUAUAAAUAAUGAUACUUUAAUGUCUAGAAUUGAUUAUAUUAGUAUAGAAGGUUUGAGGAUAGAUGGCAGGAGGAAGGAUGAGCCUAGAAAUACUAAAUUGUUCUUUGGAUCUGAGACAAGUGUCGAUUAUCUUAAUUAUGACGGUGUUUCUGAGAUUCUUCAGGGAUUAAAUAAAGUUCAAGUACUCAUUAAAGGCCCUUCUGAGUUGGAAGUAAAGGGAGCAAAGAAUGUGUAUGGAAUAUUGGAGGAGAAAGUUGAUAUACACUGUGAAAUCCUAUUGUCAACUGAGAAAAAGGUUAAAAACUCUCCAAACGAGAGACUAAUUAAGGACCUCGCUAUGGCCGUAAAGUCUACAUACCAGGAAAUGAUCAUUUCUCACUGUUACAAGACGAGUUCAAUUUCCAUUUUUAUCAACGUAAUUGAGUACGACGGGAGCAUAAAGUCGACAGUAUUAAACGCUGUAGGCCUAGCACUUAUUGACGCCGGUGUUUCUCUCAAAGAUAUCGUCUCCUCCUCAACCGUUUCAUACUUAGAUUCAACUGUCCUAACGGACCCAAAUCAAAUGGAAAUCAAUGCCUCAACUGCCACUCUAUGUAUCGCCUUUUCUUCUUCAAACAAUAACAUAAUUUAUAUGGAUUACAAGUCAAAAGUAGCACUGGAAGAUUUCAAGUUAAUGUUCGACUCUUGCGUUUCUGGCUCCAGGAUAUUCAUCGAAUACGUUAAACAAAGAUUAAUCAACUAUGCCAACAAAGCUGUCAAUCUCAAUCGUAAAAUUCACCCAUAUUAACUUUUUUAAGACCAAAUUAAUUUUUUAAAACUUA